Molecule: messenger RNA, 657 nt
Organism: Parnassius apollo (apollo)
Lineage: Eukaryota; Metazoa; Arthropoda; Insecta; Lepidoptera; Papilionidae
Source: the annotation of a GenBank genome assembly
AUGGCAUUACUGAAAUUAAUAACAUUUUUAUGUUGUACAUACAUCGUAUUCGCAUCCCAACACACGCAUAUAAUUCCUGUGGAAAAUUACGACACAGAACUUCAAGAACUAGGGCAACACGUAGAGUAUCCUGAAACUCCUGUAAAAGUUGUAAAGAUCACAAAAACAAUUGCAGUCAAAGUUCCUGUCCCAUAUCCUGUGAAAGUAAUCCAAAAAGUGCCAUAUCCAGUACAUGUAUCUAAACCGUAUCCUGUGCCUGUUACGCAAAUUGUAAAAGUACCUCACAUAGUCAACGUUGGUUCAAAGGAUAAAGGUGGCCAUGAAGCUUUGAACGUACCUUCUUACCAGAGCAACCAACAGUUCGGUAGCAAUUCGUACCAAGUUCAGGAGAAUCCGUCCCCUGAAAUAGGACACGGGUACAACCUUAUUUCAGACCAUCAAUCUUACGGAGGAAGCUUUGGAAAUUCAGCUGGCGAAGAAUACUCAUCGGACGGUUCUAGUGAAGGUUCUUACGGAACUUCCUUAAAUGGAUAUCAUGGAUACCCUGGCAACCAUGAUGGUGCUAAUUCGUUUGAGUCAAAUAGUUAUGAUGAAGCUAUACAAAACUAUUUAGAAAAGCACGGUUCGAAUAACGCAGGAUCGGUACCUCAUUACUAG